AUGUCUACUAAGAGGGAAAUCAAAGAACUUCUUGAACUUGAAAAAGAAAAAUCAGAACAGUUAGAAAAUGAAAUAGCAACAAUUCACCAGAGGUUGAAGAAAACUGAAAGUGCUUUGAGUUUGAAAGAAAUAGAAAUGAAAUAUAAAAAUGAACCAAAACCAAAUAAAACUGUCUAUGUUGCGAGAGAGAAAAAGAUUGCAAGGUUGUGUGGUAGACCUGUGAAAGAGAGUGACCCCGAUGUAGCAGAAUGGUUAGAUGAUGCUAGGCAACAUUUAAAAGUUAUUGAUGAUGAAGAUGCAAAGAUAGAUUUUUUGAUGGACAAUUUAGGUGGUCAGGCAAAAGAUGAAAUAAGAUUAAGACCUAGAAUGGAAAGAAAUACAUCUGACAAAAUUCUAGAUAUCAUUAAAGAUGUUUUUGCAAGUACAGAAACUUUGGGCGCGUUGCAACAGCAAUUCUAUCAAAGAGAUCAGAAACAUGGCGAGUCGUUGCAAAAUUACUCUUUAGCAUUAAUGAAAUUACUCGACAAGAUCGUGGCAAAAGAUUACAAAGCUGUAAGCGAUUUCGAUGAGAUGUUAAAAGAGCGGUUUGUUGAAGGCAUUCGUGAUUCAUCUCUCCGAAGAGAGAUUAGACGUUUUUCGUUCGAACAGAAAUCUAUGCCUUUUGGUGAAUUUAGACAAACGGUGUUGCAAUGGUCUGAAGAUUACAAGAGUGAGCCACUAGGUAAGUCAUGCUCAGUACAUGAAACUAGCAUUCAAGAGAGUAUGAAAACAAAGGUUACAAAAUCACAUGAUGAUGGUCAAUUAUCAGAGAUUCUUGAUAUUCUUAAAUUGCAACAAAAGCAAAUAGAUGAAAAUCAAAAAGAGUUAAAGAAAUUAUCAGAAGAGGUUAUGAGAAAAAUAAAUCCACAGUUUGAAACCAAACCUUUGCAAGGAAGACAAUUUCCUAAAGUCAGACAAUCCCAUUUAACAUGUUUCCGUUGUAGCGGAAAGGGACACAAAGUACAAGACUGUAGUACUCAGUUAGAAAACAACAAUCCUCCACGUAAAGGUAGGUCACAAGGGGCACCUGUCUCUAAUUUUCCUUUAAACGCGAAGCGUCUGUUGUAGAGAGUCGCCCAGCAGAU
Saccostrea echinata is the source of this 1124-nucleotide messenger RNA. RefSeq lists its product as uncharacterized. The record is from RefSeq and is a predicted model, not a curated record. Gene Ontology annotation, molecular function: zinc ion binding; nucleic acid binding. Bases 1 to 1107 code for a protein of 368 amino acids. The transcript has a single exon. Lineage: Eukaryota; Metazoa; Mollusca; Bivalvia; Ostreida; Ostreidae.